Molecule: messenger RNA, 4303 nt
Organism: Eriocheir sinensis (Chinese mitten crab)
Lineage: Eukaryota; Metazoa; Arthropoda; Malacostraca; Decapoda; Varunidae
Product: protein trapped in endoderm-1-like
Exons: 6
Coding region: 510-1652 (380 amino acids)
Biological process (GO): G protein-coupled receptor signaling pathway
Cellular component (GO): membrane
Molecular function (GO): G protein-coupled receptor activity
Source: RefSeq, a predicted model, not a curated record
UGCGCUGGAAAUUAUUAGAAACACGGUGCGGUCGUCAAGUAGAGUAGCGUGUGGCACUGUAGCAGGGCAGGGCGCGCGGCAAAGGCUGGGGAGAGCCGAGGCCCGCUCGAGUCAGUCCGCGGAGUGACGGCAGUGUGUACAGGCAGGUCGCCGGGCUACUCUUCCUUCUCACUCGCAUGUCACGCGCUCUCCCACGUUCCCGCUGUUACCGUCGCCCUGGAAUUACUGAGCCUCAGAAAACGUCUAAGGAAGUUCUGGAGCUGAUCAAUGUAUGACUUUUUAAAAGGAACUUGCUGCAGCUGUGUUAUAUCGAGCUUCUCGAAACUUUGUCACCGGCGGAGAGGCGCGUAAGGAGGUAUCUGCUGCUGCCCCGAGCGAUAAUAAAAACGACUUUAAAUUUAAAGGUUCCAAGCCCUCCAUGAGAAUCACGUAAUCGUUGCCGCAACAUUUAUCUCAGCAAACACCGAGUGUCGUGAAGUGUCGUGUUUGUGACACAGUGAACAGUGACAAUGGAGGUCCAAACGGCCGCCCUUGUCGAGGAGGUGCCCGUCGCCAACCACUCCGCCGCCAGUGAAAGCACAGACAGUGGACCCCAAGGGGACGCCGCCCGCUUCAUCCACUACCCCAGGGCCGCCACAGUCUUCGCCGCCGUGGCCAGCAUCAUCUUCAUAUUCGUCGGCAUUUUGGGUAACCUCAUCACCAUCAUUGCGCUGAGUCGGAACCGGAAGCUGCGACUCCACGCCACCACAGCCUUCGUCAUCAGCCUCUGCGUGUCAGACCUCCUUUUCUGCUCCAUCAACCUGCCCCUCACGGCCUCCAGGUACAUCCACGAGGCCUGGGUGCUCGGGGAUGCCCUCUGCAGCGUGUUCCCGUUCUUCUUCUACGGCAACGUGGCCACCUCGCUGCUCAACAUGGUGGCCAUCACUGUCAACAGGUACAUCCUCAUCGCCCACCACGGCCUCUACGACCGCGUGUAUCGCCAACACUUCAUCUACCUCAUGAUCGCCUUGAUUUGGCUCUUCUCCUUCGGCAUGAUGGUCCCGCCGCUCUUCGGGCUGUGGGGUCGCCUAGGCCUCGACCCGCCCUCCUUCUCCUGCACCAUCCUCAAGGAAAAGGGAUCCUCGCCCAAGAAGUUCCUGUUCAUCUUCGGCUUUAUGCUUCCCAUGAUCGCCAUUAUCGUCUGCUACUCUGCCAUUUAUUACAAGGUUAGGCAGUCCCGGCGUAACGUUGCAGCCCACGCCAACAGCUGCGGCCCCGCCCCCUCCACGGCGCAGCUCUCCCGCAAGGAGGACAUGCGCCUCACCAGGAUGAUGCUCACCAUCUUCCUCUGCUUCAUGGUCUCCUUCCUCCCCCUCAUGAUCGUCAAUGUCGCCGAUGAUGAUGUUCGCGUCCCAUCCAUCCAUGUGUUGGCCUCGGUGCUCGCCUGGGCCUCUGCUGUCGUCAACCCCUUUGUGUACGCUGUCACCAACCGCCAGUAUCGAGCUGCCUAUCGGAAGUUAUUUUGUGGCCAUCGGAAUAAGCCAGGCCGCAGCUCCAACUCCCACUCCAAGAGCAACUCCUCACGGACCUUCGUCACCGAGUUCCAAUAUCACGCAUCCUCUGGCCACGUCACCAGCCCCGUCCUGGUCCCCAACCCCACGGCAGAUGCUUGAGUUGCAUUCACUGCCUCGUGCCAAUGCCUCCACUCCGGCUCUCAACCAUCACCAGGGGUCUCCUGCCCUUCUGCCAUCCAACUCAGCCACCCAAAACUCUCCAAGGGUUGCCUCCUCCCCCGGCACCUCUGCUCGGCCACUCGUCUUGCUAAGGUCCCCAAAACCUGAGUCGAAGUCACAUCCAUCCUCCUCAGCACCUGACCCAGGACUACCUCCACUCACCCUCUCAGAGUCUUCAUCUACACUCUCCAGCUCAAGGGAAUCAUUGCCACCUCUCCUUCCUGCCAGUCACAGGCUCUCUACCUCUCUUUUCAUCACAUUUGCUAAAAUUGAAAUAAUGCCCGUCUCCAAUAAUUCCUCCCUGAACCUGUCCCUUAGUGAGUCUAGAAAUUAAUGUUGUUCCAUUCAUUCCUACCAUGAAAGUUCUUGGGGCACAUAUCUUAACCUCCAAGAAAUGCUAUUUGAACCACCUUACAUAUGCUGGGUUUUUUUAUAUAAUCUAGAACCUUCCUCUCUAUUAGCUUCAUGUGCUUCACUUUCUAUUACUGAACUUCAUCGCCCAGUACCAAGAAACCCACACUAGGAAACAUAUGGCAGAUGAUGAAGACUAAGAGAGAGCAACAUUCUUCUCCUCAAGUGGGGUCAGAGUGUGAGGGAGGGAGUCAUUCCAAAACGGGUGGUUCUCAGUUGGUCCAUCACAGCAUUACAGCCUCAGUGAUCCUGCCCUACAUGGGAUGUGUCAACAAGGGCAAGGGUUCAUGUGUGAGGGAAUAGUAGCGGCCUUGCCUUGGAGUGGCUGAAACCUCCAACUCUGCAAACUCUUUAUUGAAAAAAGAAAAAAGAAUACUUAGUUCAAAGUGUAAUGUGCAGAUAGUAGUAAUGUCCAUAGUAGUGACAGUACAUGUGUGUGUGCGUGUGUUUGUAAAAAUAGCUGGUAGUACUGAAAUAAGACAUGAAUGUGGAACGUAGAGUGUGGUCAGCAUUUCACAAAAACUGGAAACCUAUUGUAUGUAUUAAAGGUGCUCCAUGGUGUGUGUAUGUGUCUGUAGGUGUGUGUGUGUGUGUGUGUGUCUGUGUGUCGCUUAUAUACCCUCUUGCCAGCCAAUACACUACUAUGCUCAGACACUGAUCAUUUUGUUGGGUGCUCGUAACAGACAGACAAACCAGUGACAGAUGAGCAACACACACAAACUCAGUGAAACUCCUCUGAUUUGGGUGAGAAAAAAGUACAACAGUGACUAUAUUGCAAGUGUUGGUAAAAGGAAAGCGAUGGGAACCUAUAUGACCCAUGCACUUAUUACAAAUAUGGGAAGGGGAAGGUGCACGCCACUUACCCACACCUGCAAACUGCCCCCACUACACUACUGUGUUCGUCCAUAUUUGUGCAUUCUUUGAUACUCAGUCGGCCUUGCUUACCUCAGAGAUCAUGUACUAAUAUGUAACCACUCCCACCCCUACGUCAGAAAGAAAUGGCCUUAUAAAUGUAUGCUUUGUGUGUGUGUGUGUGUGUGUGUGUGUGUUUCAAAUAUUCUCCCAGUAUUACCGUAGCUUUAGCAAUUGUAUGUGCCAGUGACUGUCGAGACGGUGACAUCUUGUGCUGUCGGUGAGGGGUGAACAAGCUCGUUUCUUUGGUGGAUAAGGGAAACAGAGAAGUGGUGAGAGGGCCGCAGAGAAUUCAAAGAAGGAAUGAAGGGCUUGUCAUAUUAUAGUAUACUUCAUGACUGUUCUCUGCUUCCACCCAUACCUCUCCCUACGCCACCUCUUCCAGUGCCAGCAGAACCACUAUGCUAGCGUAGUUUUCAGUUAUACUUUUAAGGUAAAGCUAUUUAUACCUAGAUAUUUUCUUAUGUAAAUUAAUUAAAGGCCAGAAUGUACAGGAGUGUGCCAUAGCUUAUUUUAACUUUACUCCCAAUAGAAAUUUAAUGAUUUUAUUGUAGGUGUAGGAAUGCAUAGCUCACGACUUACUAGCAUUCUUUUGUUAGAAGCUAGAUUGUUAGUUAGCAGGAGGCUAAUGGACAUUACAUUUCAGUGGUCAUCCUAAUCACAAACUGGAGUAAGCUUUAUUAUAUACUUAAUUUCAGUCAUUACAGUCACAUGGGCUUUGCUUUCUUUUUUUUCAUUCAUUGUUGAUAUGCCAUGCAAUAUCUUAGACUUUUUAAUUGUGUUGACAAAUUAGAUAACAGUUUUUUAUCGCCUAUGCUAAAAAAAAAAAUUAUAAGCUUUCCAAGUGUAAUUUUAUUGGCUUGCAGAAGACAUUGUGUAAGCUCUGUAUAAUUUCUUAUUUGCAGUUUUUCACAGUCACAUGGACUUAAUUUGCUUCUUUCAUUCGCUGUUGAUAUUCCAUGCAAUAUCUUUACUUUUUCAAGAGGUUAAAUGACUUGAGUUAUUUAUUGCCUGUGCUUUUUUGUUGUUGUUGUCUGCACCUCUCCUACAUGGCAUCAAAAUGUAAUAGAAAGUUGAUAUAUGGAUGAGACACAGGAACACUACAGCCAGUCAUUCAUUACUGUGUUCAUGGGGGUUAGUUACACACCUCCCACUCCCCAUGAUGAACCUCACAGGGGGAGGCCGUGUGUGUAAUGGAUUGAUUAAUGGACGGUGCUAUCAAAGGGUCAUCAUGUAUGGCCCUCCACAUCAGUGUAUAUUAUUUUGUA